Molecule: messenger RNA, 3697 nt
Organism: Capra hircus (goat)
Lineage: Eukaryota; Metazoa; Chordata; Mammalia; Artiodactyla; Bovidae
Gene: GRB7
Product: growth factor receptor bound protein 7
Exons: 15
Coding region: 1709-3304 (531 amino acids)
Biological process (GO): signal transduction
Source: RefSeq, a predicted model, not a curated record
AUUUGUUUCCUUGGGUCAGAAGCCUGGACAACAGAGCUCAACCUCCCCCGACUCCUACGUUCAAAGUCGGGACACUGUCCUACACCUGUAGAGAAGAGGGAGGGGGUUUGAGAUCAAGCCCAGGUACCUGAGGUUCCUAGACAGCGCCGGACUUCGGACCCUGUGUCCUGCUACUCCAGCUGGGGCUCCUCCAGGUACCCCAGGGGCACCCCUGUGAGGUCAGCUCCACUCCAGAUGGGCUUCUGAAUCCCGGCCAGGCUUUUCUUCUCUCCUGCCUGGGUGAGGGGGCUCCUGGGCUGGGUGGUGGCUACCUGGGGCCCUUUGCAGGUUGCACCUGGACCUGGACUGGAGGUAGGCCAAAGGUGGGGAGGAGGAGAUGAUGUCAGAGGAGCCUCAGCCUCCCCCCCACCACCCACAUCUUCCUCCUCCCCAAUCCUGUUCUUGUGGGGGGGGGGGGGGAGUGGAGGGGAUGGGUAGAGGCAGGGUUGUUUGUGUUUCUCCUAAGCCAGGAAGUAGUGGAGAUGAGUCAAGGGUGAAUGGAGAGCUCCAGGCAGUGUGUCCCGCCCCACCCUGACUCACCUGUCCCCCAAAUCUCCUCUUGUCCUCACUUAAAGGUUGGGGACCUGCCUCAUCCCAGGUGCGGGGAAGGGGGGCAGAUCUUGGGUGCCUUAGGCAAGCUAACAGCGCUGGCCCAGUAUCUGGAGCACAGGCAGGGGACAGAACUGCUGGUCCCAGGUCCUCCCAGAUCUCAGCCCAGCCUAAAGGGUCUUGGUUCCUGAGAAGGAGGGGCUUGCGAUGCCUCCACCUGCUGGUGGCCAUCCUUGCCCCAUCUCUUCUAUCCUUGUCCUGGAUGCCGUGUAGUGCCUGUGGGCAAUAAAACAUGGGUAAGACCCUGGCCUUGCCUGGGAUGGCUGGGCAUCUUCAGACCAGUGGGUGAAUAAGACAGGUGCGGAGGCCCCAGCACAGGGCCCAGAGGGAGCCCUUCAGUCUGAAUGUGGAAAAUCCAGGAAGGCUUCUCAGAGGAGGUGGCUCUGGCGUUGAGGCCUCAAGAAAGUUGGGGAGGGGGAGGGGUCUAACGAAGGCACACAAGGUUUGGGGGCCGCUGGGGUGCAGGCCCCAGACUCGCCUUCUCCUUCCCACUGCAGCUGAGCUCGCCUCCUGUCCUCCUGGUUCCUGUCCUUCCCCACCUCCUUCUCUCCUUCUGUGCAUCACUCAGCGCUUGAGCAGGCGUUGCCACAACAGGCUCUGGCAACAAAGCGCUGGGAAAACCUGGGGCAGAGCCCAGAGGAGUGAGUGCCCCACGCUGGGAAGUGCAAGGGUGACACUGAGCCCGGCUGUGUGGGGGUCAGGGAGUCCCUCGCUGCUGCCUGGCCUGUGGUGAGGGACCCUCACCGCUCUUCCCCUGGGCAACCUGGGGUAAGGAAGAGCACUGGACUGGGAGUCCAAACGCUGAGCUCUGCUCCCUGUCUCACCUGUGAUGAGGCAGGAGUGCUUCUUUUUCAGGGCUCAGAGUCCCUUUUUGUAACAGGGACUCAACGCUGCCCUUCCCCAGAGGCUCCAGGGAACUCCAGUUAGUGGGGGAUCGAGGAGGGGCCGGAUAAACUCUGAGGGGCACCCGACAGAAGGGUGAAGGAGGUCUGGGUCCCCUUGGCCCCUCUCCCCAGGACAAGGGCACAAGAGCAGCUGUUCCUCUUCUCCCUCAGAGGUCAUGGAGCUGGGUCUGUCUCCACUUCAUCUCAGCAGCUCCCCAGAAGACCUGUACCUGGCCUCUGGGACCCCUCCUGGGACUCCUCCACCUCUCAAUGCUCCUCUGUCUGGGGAGGUGAAGAGGUCCCAGCCUCUGCCCAUUCCAACCAGCAGGAAACUUCUUCGAGAGGAGGAGCUACAGUCAACCUCUCUGCCCUCCAUCCCCAACCCCUUCCCCGAGCUCUGCAGUCCUUCACAGAGCCCCAUUCUUGGGGGGUCCUCCAGUGCAAGGGGGCUGCUCCCUCGAGACACGAGCUGCCCCCAUGUCAUAAAGGUGUACAGUGAAGAUGGGACCUGCCGCUCGGUGGAGGUGGCGGCAGGGGCCACGGCUCGCUAUGUGUGCGAGAUGCUGGUGCAGCGAUCUCACUCCCUGAGUGACGAGAACUGGGGGCUGGUGGAGUGCCACCCCUACCUAGCACUGGAGCGGGCCUUGGAGGAUCAUGAGUCAGUGGCAGAAGUGCAGGCUGCCUGGCCCAUUGGUGGAGACAGCCGCAUCGUCUUCCGGAAGAACUUUGCCAAAUACGAGCUGUUCAAGAGCACUCCACACUCCCUAUUCCCAGAAAAGAUGGUCUCUAGCUGUCUGGAUGCACACACGGGCAUGUCCCAUGAGGACGUCAUCCAGAACUUCCUGAAUGCAGGCAGCUUCCCAGAGAUCCAGGGCUUCCUGCAGCUCCGGGGGUCAGGGCGCAAGCUUUGGAAACGUUUUUUUUGCUUCCUGCGCCGCUCUGGCCUGUAUUACUCCACCAAGGGCACUUCCAAGGAUCCGAGGCACCUGCAGUGCGUAGCAGAUGUGAACGAGUCCAAUGUGUAUGUGGUGACCCAGGGCCGCAAGCUCUACGGGAUGCCCACAGACUUUGGCUUCUGUAUCAAGCCAAAUAAGCUUCGAAAUGGCCACAAGGGGCUUCGCCUCUUCUGCACUGAGGAUGAGCAGAGCCGCUCCUGCUGGUUAGCCGCCUUCCGCCUCUUCAAGUUUGGGGUACAGCUGUAUAAGAAUUACCAGCAGACACUGUGCCGCCACCUGUGCCCACCCUGUGGGGGUUCCCCACCCUCGAGGAGUGUCUCAGACAACACUCUGGUGGCCAUGGACUUCUCCGGCCAUGCCGGGCGUGUCAUUGAGAACCCCCGGGAAGCUCUGAGCGCCGCCCUGGAGGAGGCCCAGGCCUGGCGGAAGAAGACGAACCACCGUCUCAGCCUGCCCACCCCCAGCUCGGGCACAAGCCUCAGUGCAGCCAUCCACCGCACCCAACCCUGGUUCCAUGGACGCAUUUCUCGCGAGGAGAGCCAGCGGCUCAUUGGGCAGCAGGGCCUGGUUGAUGGCCUGUUCCUGGUCCGAGAGAGUCAGCGGAACCCACAGGGCUUUGUGCUUUCUCUGUGCCACGUGCAGAAAGUCAAACAUUACCUUAUCCUGCCAAGCGAGGAGGAGGGGCGCCUGUACUUCAGCAUGGACGACGGCCAGACUCGCUUCACCGACCUGCUGCAGCUCGUGGAGUUCCACCAGCUGAACCGCGGCAUCCUGCCCUGCCUGCUGCGCUACUGCUGCACCCGCGUGGCCCUCUGACCACUGCACGGGCCGGUCACAUCUUGGCCCCCCCCAGGCUGCCCUCCUCCUCCGGAGCUGCCCACCCCGGAGCGGACUCAGAGUGGGCAGAAGGUGAGGCCAGGAUCAUCAUGAAUGGCUGGGAGCUCCCCUAAUCCAGUUUUCUCCUCUGCUCCUUGCCUCCCUCAGGCAGAAGGUGCUCCCUGCUCAGUCCACCCUCAACUUCUCCUUCAGGGAAGGCACUUGUGUGGCCUUCUCCCCUUCACGGAGCUCCUGGGUGCUGCUCUGGGAAAGGACACUAUGGGAGAAAUGGGGGCAGCCGAGGUGGUCUUUACACCCCACAUUUUGUACAGACUGAGAGGCCAGUUGAUCUCUGUUUUAUACUAGUGACAAUAAAGAUUAUUUUUUGGUACA